GGAUACGCUUAGCUAGAAUUUUUUUCGCCAAUUUAAGCAAUCUCACAUCGAAUCGCAUUGAGUUGCGUCAUUCGCCCUCCCAAGCGCCAUUUUCGAUUGUUCUCGAGAGCGAGGCAAGCGACGUGACCGUAGCCGGUAGUGGUGGGACGUGACUCGAGAACGAGUGUGCACCAAGUGCCCUCGCUCUACCUCCCCCCUUCUGGAUAUCGUUCUAACCACGCGACAAUCCGUCAAGAGUGUGUAUCGUUUACGGAUUGUACGGGCGAAUCGUGUGUACACAUAAAUGGCGGCUGACGAAAGAUGGUAUUUCUCGAGGGAACAGCUUGCAAACACGCCGAGCAGAAGAUGCGGCAUCGACGCGGACAAGGAGCUGAGCUAUCGGCAGCAAGCGGCGAACUUUAUCCAGGACAUGGGACAACGGCUUGUUGUGUCCCAAUUAUGCAUCAAUACAGCUAUAGUCUACAUGCACCGAUUUUAUGUGUUCCAUUCGUUGACGCACUUCCACAGAAAUGCUAUUGCAGUAGCAGCAAUCUUUUUAGCAGCAAAAGUAGAGGAACAACCAAGGAAAUUAGAACAUGUCAUCAAAAUGGCACAUAUGUGUUUGCACAGAGAUCAACCUCCACCUGACAUUAGGUCUGAGCAAUUUCUCGAACAAGCGCAAGACCUGGUAUUCAACGAAAAUGUUCUCUUACAAACAUUAGGAUUCGACGUUGCCAUUGAUCAUCCACACACUCAUGUUGUCAGAUGCUGUCAACUUGUGAAAGCGAGUAAGGACUUAGCUCAGACUUCGUACUUUAUGGCAUCUAACAGCCUACAUUUAACUACAAUGUGUCUACAAUAUAAGCCGACAGUUGUCGCUUGUUUUUGCAUACACCUCGCGUGUAAAUGGUCCAAUUGGGAGAUACCGCAAAGUACUGAAGGAAGACAAUGGUUCUGGUAUGUAGAUAGGACUGUAACAUCAGAAUUACUUCAAGAACUCACAGACGAAUUUCUUCACAUAUUUGAUAAGUGUCCAUCGAGAUUGAAAAGAAAAAUUAUGAGCAUUUCCGCGAAUCAAAGUCCAAGUAUUCAUCAUCCGAGUCUGCCAAAUUCGCCAUUUGAUGCCGAGCCGCGUAGAAUACAAUCUCCAGCAACAUUGGAUGGUGCCGCUGCUGCUGUUAUGGCUCAUUUCAAUCGUUCUCAUCAUGCGGCGGAAGGUACCGCAGGUGCUCCCCCCGCUGCCACCGCUGCUCAUUCGAGCCGCUCACAUCAUGCUGCAGAUGGUACCGCUUCUACUUCUACGACUGGUGCUACUGCUCAUUCGAGUCGUUCUCAUCAUACGAUGGACGGUGCCGUUGCUCAUUCAAGUCGUUCUCAUCAUGCGACAGACGCAACUACCUCUGCUGCCUCUGUCACUGCUGCCCAUUCGAGUCGCUCUCAUCAUACCAUGGAUAACACCGCCGCCACUGCUACUGUUGCUCAUUCGAGUCGUUCUCAUCAUGCGCAACAAGAGAAGCAAGAUGAGAAGAAAACUGGAACUAUUGCAGGACCAUCGAGAACAACAACCGCAAUAGAUUAUAGAGAAUAUCGAGAGAAGAAGGAACGAGAGCGUCUAGAGAGAGAGAAAGCAGCUGCCGCUAUUGGGUGCCAUAUCACCGAUCCUAACAAGCCCUACCAUUCGCAUCAUCAUAAACCAGUAUCGAAUACAAGUAUACCGAACAAGCAUCAAAUGCCAUCUGUGCAAAAGAGUACUGGCCUUCAUCAUAAUCAUCAUCAUCGGCCGGAUAUGAAAGUCGGUCAACCAGUGCAGAGACACUCGACUAGUAAUCAACCUAAUCGCGAUCCCAGUAGGCAACGAUUGCCAAGAGAACACAAUACUGGUGUGGCCAGCACAAGCGCCGGUAUAACACACUCUUCGCAUUCUCACGCCAAUUUAGAUAGUUCCUCGUCCGAAUCCGUACCUCAUAGAUCGGACAGUGGUGCCGUGCAGGAUUCCGCAUCCUCGCAUAGUAGUUUGCAGGAAAAGAUGAGUAAUAAUCACAGUGGACAUAGACUGAAUGCGCUCGAUAGCAAGCAUCAGGCGCAUGAUAAGAGAUUGUACCGAGGGGAGGAUCCAAGACUUAAAUCCGCCAAAUAUGCAGAUAUGAAUAGAAUGGAGAAUCGACGAAAAGCAGAGACGCUGGAGCAGAGAUGUGAAGAGGUGCGGAAGCUGAUUGAAAAACCAUUGCCGCCGCCAAAGCAGGCGGACAUACCGUAUCUGAUGAACGCGCAGCAGAAACAGCCUCAUCAUGCCAAGUACAAUCAGCAACAACAGGACAAAGGCAGCUCAUUCACGGGUGAAAUGAAACAUGCGACAACUACUAGCCAGAAUGCUCUGCCGCAGGGUACAUCGCCAAGCACUUCAUCAUCGCAGAAACCCGCACCCAUUAAAACACAAAUGUACAGUCAGCACAGUGCGCAGGGUGUGUCCCAGAUUCUGAAAGAUACUAUUAAAAAUGGUAAUUCCCAGUCUUGCCUAAGCACAUUGAACAAUGUGGAUGAUACAAAGUCGGAAAAGCGAUCGCGAUCAAAUGUCCACGAAGAAUUCGUUGAGAGAAAUUCCAUCGAUGUUCAACAGAGCAGUUUGCAUACACCACCUGGCAAGCAUAGAUCACUAUUCAGUCCAGAGACUCCGAUUGUGAUCAGAGAACCGCACGCGCAAAGCGCAAGGCCUAAAUCGAAACAGAAGACACCACCCUCUGCAGCUACAAAGAUGAAGGAACGCGUGUCACCGUUCGCGAGUUCUCCGACUCUGCAAGACUCAUUAACGGUAAAACGACCAUCUUCCAACGAUGGCACGGUAUCUACGCAUAAGAGGACCCGUGCAUCGAGUAUCAGUGAGAACGAGAAGGUGAUAAUAAAAACAGAAAUCAAGACUGAGGAUACAACCAGUUUGGAGGCAAUGAAGAUGCUUGGUCGCGUACCUGAUCUGAUCCAACCGAUACGUGACAAUCCAUCGUCAAACGGAAGGAACAGUAGCGCAUCAUCAGUCAUUAACGAUAUGAAACCACCGGAACUUAUCAAACCGUUCGAGUCGGAUCAGCUGCGAUUCAAUACGAUGUCGCAGCAAAAAGUUUCGUUAAUAAACGUCAACACUUUGACUAAUGGUCUGGACCUCAACAUAGUAAAACAAGAGCACUCGGAGCAUCGCGUGAAAAGGGAAUUUGUAGAGCAUUAUAUAAAGAAUGAACCAUCGGAACAUAGGGCUCCAGAAUCAACGCAUUCCCACUCGCAGACGAAACUUGAAUACACGUCGCCGAUUAAAUCUGCGCAGAGUAUAAGCGCAUUACUCCAAGAGACACUGGCGCCGAUGCCUUCACUGUUGCAGGGACUACAACAACCUAGCCAAUUACCCACUCAAAAGGUGCAUCAAGAACAACUGCAGCAUCAGCAACAGCAGCAUCGGCUACAGUCUGUUCAACAUUCAUUAAUAGAUCAAUUAGCAGUGACGACUCAGUGUUUGUCGGUAGCGACCGAUAAUUUCACGCCGAUAGCUUCAACCGUAGAUAUCAGUGUUCUCUCCGAUAAUGUGUCGAUGACGCUACCAAGCAACAGUAAUGUGGUGGAGUUGGCAGUGCCAGCAGCUUCCACGGUAAUGAUUGUGCCUCCGAUCGAAGAGAAACGAUCGGAGCAUCAUAAGAGUGAAAAGAAGAAAAAAAAAGAAAAACACAAGCACAAGGAGAAGAGUAAAGACAGUAAGCAUAAUAAGCAUAAACACAAGGGAAAGGUUAAAGAGAAACAUCGUGAGAAAAAAGACAAGGAAAAAAGCGAGGAGACGCCAGCGGCAGCGCCCAUUAAAAUUACGAUUCCUAAGGACAAACUGAAUCUGGGCAUGGAAGCAUCGCCGACCGUGGUCAGCGGAGGUCCCGGCUCAUCGGACAAAAAUAUAUCGCCACAGAGCACGGUUCUGAAAAUCAAGAUUCCCAAGGAACGACUCAAGGGCACCGAUAAUGUACCCAGUUCAUCUCCUGCGCAGCCACCGAUGAUGCAAGGUCCGCUAAAGAUCAAGAUACGUACUGAUGGCAUCUCGAGGAGUUCCGCGCAGCCACCGCCGUCGACGUCAUCAUCGUCGUCGUCGUCGAACGGCGCGAGCGGAUCCUCAUAUCUGCAGCUCUCUGAAUCAUCCGCGAACGAAACGACAAGUCGAAAGCGUGAGCGAGUCGAGAUGAUUGGCGACAGCUCGAGCAGCAGUGGCCUUCCGCCCACAAAGAAGCAAGCGGUGAUGAUACCUACGACGGGUUAUGGCCAGGGCCACCGACCUGGAGAACGGCAGAACGGCAGGCAUUAUAACUCCGGCAACAAUAAUAAGGUACGUGGAAGAGGCGUCCGUCAGCAUCACGGCGGUCGCGGACCACCACUACAUCAUGCAGUUGCGGGUCAACGCGGUAACGCUAGUGGUCACUACCAGCGGGAGAUUUACGGUAAUGGCCGCGGUAGCCAUGGUAGUCGCGGUCAUCAACAUCAUCAAGCCCCUUAUAAUUCCCAUCAUCCCCCGGCUAUUCGCGGCGACGUCGGCGGAUACCCGAGAGGGACUGGUCAAACUGACCAAGGCAUAGAUUCUUAUUUUUAUACUAAUUAUCAUACACCAAUGUUUAAUACAUCCACCGGGUACGUGUACGAUCCCGCCUAUCAGCAGUACUAUCAACAAUUUCACCAACAAUCCCAAUACUCGAUGUAUCCGACAGGAAGUAAUUUAAUAGUGACGCCGGACGGUACCAUCAACACGUCGGUGCCACCGCCGUCGUUGCUCCCAAAUCACCUUUAUCAGAAUCAAAAUAUCGUACAAUCGGCUGCGUCCACCCGGCAGGAAGAUACACAAUUGUUGCCUCCACCGCCUCUUCAACCGCCACCGUCGCCUCCUCCCCUGCCGAGUGGACCGCCACCUCCGCCGCCUCCACCACCUCCUCCGUCAAUGUCGGAAUGA
This is a messenger RNA of Cyphomyrmex costatus, 4942 nucleotides long. Its product is annotated as cyclin-T. Lineage: Eukaryota; Metazoa; Arthropoda; Insecta; Hymenoptera; Formicidae. Gene Ontology annotation, molecular function: cyclin-dependent protein serine/threonine kinase regulator activity. Gene Ontology annotation, biological process: regulation of transcription by RNA polymerase II. The coding region runs from base 284 to 4942 and encodes 1552 amino acids. The transcript has 7 exons. The record is from RefSeq and is a predicted model, not a curated record.